Messenger RNA from Scomber japonicus (chub mackerel), 828 nucleotides. RefSeq names its product putative surface protein SACOL0050. The transcript has 2 exons. Lineage: Eukaryota; Metazoa; Chordata; Actinopteri; Scombriformes; Scombridae. The record is from RefSeq and is a predicted model, not a curated record. The coding region runs from base 21 to 629 and encodes 202 amino acids.
GAGGAGGAGACAGAAGCUACAUGGGUCAAAAUCGGCCAAGAACACUUCCUGAAUAUCCAGAUGGAGAUCAGCCAGAAGUACGACCGUUCCACAUGGUGAUGAUGGACUGGAGGGACCUCCUUUUAAACCAUGGGCUAGAGAUGUUUUUUGGCGUCAUUCUCAACAAUGACAAUAUCGACAAUGUUAUUGACAAUGUUGACAACAUAGAAGAUGCUGGUGCUCCGAUUCAAGUUGGGAUGGAAGUCAACCUGGGUUUAGAAGACCCACUGCCUGGAGGAUCUAGGAGGAGGCCAAGAGAGGAGGACGAAGACGAAUCAGAGGAGAGAAGCAGCAAACGCUACCGGUGGUGGGACGAGUUUGCUGACAGCAGCUCCGACAGUGCCUCUGACUCUGACUAUGACAGUGACGAUGACGAUGACUUGGACGAUGAUGACUUUGACACUGAUGAUGCAGCUGCUGAGGUUGAAGACCCAUUGCGAAGUGGAUCCCGAAAAAGAUCAAGGGAAGAGGAUCCCGAAGAAGAUAAAGACAGAAGCAGUAAAUGCGUGCGGUGGUGGGACGAGUUUGCAGACAGCAGCUCUGACGAUGACUAUGACAAUAUUGAAAAUAUUGUCAAAUAUUGUCGUUGAAGUCAUCACCUCAGCAGCUGAGGUUGUUGACCCACUGCCUAGUGGAUCCAGAAAAAGGUCAAGUUAGGGCAAUUAAUCAGGAGUUUGGGCAGAAAAUUAUUGAAAAGUUGAGAUGCCUUUUUUGACACAAACAAUUAUGACUGACACAAACAGUGACUGUAACUCCCCAUCUACAUAGGUUUGACUGAGAAAUACGUCC